This is a messenger RNA of Lepisosteus oculatus (spotted gar), 2609 nucleotides long. Lineage: Eukaryota; Metazoa; Chordata; Actinopteri; Semionotiformes; Lepisosteidae. The record is from RefSeq and is a predicted model, not a curated record.
GGUGCAAAAGGGACUGCUAGAUAGACUGCAGACCUGUUUAAGAAUGAUUAUGACCCAAACUGUAAAGAUAAUGUUUCAAUUUUAUUGUUAACAGAGGAAGUGCUCAAACAGUUUUCUCCAAAGACCAAACCCUACAGUGACAGUAAGAGUGUGUGACCUUUGGAAUCAUCACUAGUUCAUUAUUUGUUCUUUUUUCUGUUGGAAGUUUUCAUAGAACACUGCAUCCAUGAGCAGCUUUUAAUUGUGUUUUUCAAAGCAAAAUAUGAAGAACCUUAACAUUAUCUACUGGGUGACGACGGUUAAUCAACUUUCAGAAUGCCUCUGGAUCACUUGUUGAAGGUGAUUGUUCUUGGCAGAUCACAAGUUGGCAAAACUUCAUUUGUUCAGCAGUAUGUCAGUGGACAUUUUAAGGAAGGCUACAAGGUCACCAUUGGAGUUGAUUUUGCCAUGAAAACAAUGGAAUGGUCUGAUGAUCAGAUAAUAAGACUGCAGUUCUGGGACAUACAAGGGCAAGAGGACACCUUACCUAUGACAAGAGCCUUUUACAAAGAUGCAGAUGGUUGUAUUUUGAUGUUUGAUCUAACCAAUGACAAAUCCUUCAAAUACUGCAAAUUACUUAAACAAGCAGUAGACACCGAAAUACCAACCAAAGAUGGACAUUCACUUCCUUGCAUUCUACUGGGAAAUAAGUGUGACUUGACAAAUCGAGUCAUGACCAGCAAAGACGUAGCAGAUCUAUCCAACAGUCUUCAAUGCAUUGCAUGGAAGGAAAUAUCAGUUAAAGAAAACAGACAUGUUGAAGAGUCAGUCAGAUGCAUUUUGGAAGCAAUAAUGGAAAAAAGAACAGUUCCCAAUGAACCGGUUUUAAACACUAUAGAAGACAUUCCAAAAACACCACCUCGUCAUAGAUCCUGCUGCAAAACCUAAAUUGGCGUUAAAGACUAGAAGAUGUGGAAGACCAACUUUGCUCAGUAUUAUUUGGUCCCAGCAGUGAUCUAGAUAAUAGUCCUUCAAAGUCAUGUCCCUCAUGACAAAACAGAACAUAAAUGUUUCCUGGGAAGCCACUCAUUCAUCGCACUUUGAAGGUUAUUUGCUCAGUGGUCCAAGAACAUCAUAUCAAUUACUCAAUUACUUCAAAUGACUAGGCUUGAAGAGGUAAUAGUUUGUUCCUCUCGCUCUGCUGCACAAAAGACUUCACUUGCUUUCUCACAUCAUUUACAGCUUGUGGUCCUGGGGUGCCUUGUAUUUUUAAGUGUUUUGUUUUUAAACUUUCUUUGUAAAGUAAAAACAUGGACAAGAUCAGAUGAACUUCAACUGUGAGCUAAUCAAAAUAAAGAAAAGUUUUUUUAAAAAAUUUGUCUCCAUUCACACGAGACUAGGAAAUGAAAAUCUUUAAUUCUUAUUCUUGGAAGUGUACAAAGGACUGUGAAGAAAUAUUUAUAAAUAUGCAUGAUGUCCAAAUUAUCUGCUCUAAGAACUAUACUGUAGAACAUUACUUAUGAUAUCCUAGGAAUAAUGAAAAAGUUCCAGGGCAAAGAUUUCCCUCCAUACUUUUUCUGUAAAAUGUAAUGUUCACAGUUACAUCGUUUGUCUCAGUUCUUUGAUCAAACAUUUGUUUCUACAAUGAAGUUUGCAUAGGUUAUGUCCAGGUAUUCCAGCUUUCUCCCACUAUCUAUAGACUAAAUUUUGCAUUUGUACAUUACCCCUGACAUUUGUCUGUGAUGGACUGGCUACACCAUAUGUUUUCACAAUGGAGCUUUCUUAUAAUGGGAAGUUAUUUUCUACAAAAUGGAUUUGAAAUUACACCCUAGCACCAUCUACUGACAGAACAAUAUACUGUGCCUUAACCCACCAAUAUUACAGAACUACUUCCUGGAAAGAAAAUCCAAGAUUAAAUGCCAGAUAAAUGCCAGAUAGCUGGUGAUCACACUUUUUAGACUUUUAAAUCUUGAGCUCUCCAGGAUUAGGGCUUGAAAUGUACAAUCUAAAGGAGAUCCAACAUUAAAAAUAUUCCAGUAUGAUUACUAGAAGAUUCAAUCAAAAAUAUCAAGAUGUCAAAUAUAUCAAAAGAUCAUGCCAUCUCUUCAAAAAAAAAUCACAAGUAGAACAAGGCAAGAGACAUUGGGAAGGUGUUUUAAUUCAUUUAAAAAAUGCAAUGGACAACAAAUUUUACAGUAAACCGACAGGAAAAUACAUGUAUAUCAAUCUACAUAAGGGUGGGUUUGCUCUGGUGCUGGAAAGUCUGUAUCAAACCUUAGUUCCUGGGCUAAUGCAACUCACUACUGGAUUGACUGGACAAAUUUAGGUCUCAACUCCUGAUAUGCAGCCUUAGAGAUCUGAACAACCUACAAACCCUGAUCUACUCCAUAGCAUGUUUUAUUAAAAUAAAAAAUAAACCAAGUGAAAAAUUAAUGAAUUUGUAGUCCAUACCUGUUGUAUUACAAAUUUGAGGUUUACCGAUAUUUUGCAGCAAACCCGUACACCAGACAACAUAUUCCAGUAUAUAAAAAAUUAAAAAAGGAAAACUCCCAGAAGACUGUAGAAAACUUAAUAAAUGCAAAGUGAUGCACCCACCGCAGGUAUGAUACACCCACACUUAAAAAAAAAAA